This is a messenger RNA of Chiloscyllium plagiosum (whitespotted bambooshark), 895 nucleotides long. The record is from RefSeq and is a predicted model, not a curated record. Lineage: Eukaryota; Metazoa; Chordata; Chondrichthyes; Orectolobiformes; Hemiscylliidae.
UGGAGUCUGUUGUAGAUCAUUAUUCUACUUAAAGCACGGUUGCAAAUUUUAAUGACUGUCAAAUCCUUAUUUUCAUGGGACGAAAUCCAGACAGGUAUCCUGCUCUGAAAUCAUCAAGGGCUAAGUUUAAUAUACUUGAUAUUGUAAUAAUUCUGUUUCAAUUUCUCUUGCAAGAGAAAAAUGAGCAACCAAGAAUACGGAAGUAGCCAGGAAUUUGCUGCAGAUGUGAGAUUAAUGUUUUUCAACUGCUACAAGUAUAAUCCUCCAGACCAUGAAGUAGUAGUUAUGGGUAGAAAACUUCAGGAUGUUUUUGAGAUGCAAUAUGCACAAAUAUCUGAGCCUGUUAAAGCUCCACCAUCGGCACAAUCCACAACUCAUUUCACUGAAUCAUCAAGUGAAGAUAAUGACAGUUACUCUGCUGAAAGUAGCUCCGACAGCUUAAUGAAAGAACAGAAGGAUCGCCUUGCUCAGCUUCAAGAUCAGGUUUAAAAAGAAUUUCUAAAAAGAAAAGAAUCUUAUUUUUUAAAUACAAUUUCACUUAAAUUAUUGUUAUAGUGCCACUAAUCUCUCACUUUGUCACUCCUGAUCGCCAAGUGUACAGUAACUGAGAGUUCAUGAGAUUGUAAAACUAUAUGUUUGAUUGUUGGUACUUCAUUUUCUUGGGGCAUGUUAUUCCAAGAUUGGUUCCUGAUCAUUCACAUCUUGAGUUGAGAACAUUUCUUUUUCUCUGUGGUUUCAUUUACUUAGCUGUCGAGGCAUGUUUUGACUUUUCUCCAAAAGCAGAGGUUGUCACUAGUGAGUUACUGUAGCAUUCUCGGUUGAAGCCCCAGCCCCUGUGCUGCUAGGAUUUGUAUCUGUGACCAUUAACGUUUGACUUUUCAAAUCUAUAUCCACU